Molecule: messenger RNA, 174 nt
Organism: Micromonas commoda
Lineage: Eukaryota; Viridiplantae; Chlorophyta; Mamiellophyceae; Mamiellales; Mamiellaceae
Exons: 1
Coding region: 1-174 (57 amino acids)
Source: RefSeq, a predicted model, not a curated record
AUGGCGGAUGAAUUACCCAGGCUAGCCGCUGAAUUGAUGAACACCGCACACGUCGUCGCAAAGAAGCAUAACCUUCCGCGUGGAAUAUUUAAGGUCGGUCUCCACCUAAUCUCCAGCAGCCACUACAUUCCGCUCUUGCCUCGUCUUCUCCGUGGGGUUCUGAACACAUCCUGA